AAAACGCGAGAAUUGAAGCUCCACUGUUAUAAAAUUAGCUUUUUAUAUUAAUAAGUAAUAGUUUGAAUUUAUUUAUAGACGUGCUAGGAAACGUGUGAAUAAAUAUUUUUUUUCGGAGUGUUCUGAAAUGGGAUGUGAAAGCUGCAAUUGUGAAGACCACAUACAGCCUGCACAGGUGCUUAUUAAACCACGGUGAUGGAUCCGGUAAUUAGCAAAAUACUGAAACCAAAGAGAAUGAAAAUCACAAGUAGUGGUAGAAUUAGCGUACGUCCGAAAACCAGUUGCACCACUUCGGAAGAUGAUGUACCUUCAGCAAAGAAAUCGAAAACUUAUAAGUCUAUUCAGGAAGAGAAGGAAUACUUGAGAUGCUAGUUAAAACUAUUUCUAAAAUCAUUGCUGAAAGUGACGGCGUACUCACAGAUCCUAACGUAACACAUCUUCUUCAAGAAGUCAAAAAGUAAGGUGAAGAUAUUAUUAGGCAAUAUUCAGAUAUUAAAAAGGAAAUUGUAGUUAUGAAAAAGGAAAUUGUAGAUAUUAAAAGAUCAUUGCAAGAGCAGUCUCAAACAAGUUCUGGCGACCUGAGCUUAUCUGAAAAACUCCUUGCACCUCUAGAGGGAUUCCUCUUACAGACGGUAGAGCAGUUCCAGAAUCUUGACGAGAAAGAAAAUCUAAAAUUAUGGAGAACUGUGUAUCGCCAUUUGAUCAACAGGGGCGGAGCGAAACUCAGAGAGUUUCUCAGCUUUUCCUUAAAGCUCAUGGUGACAGAUGAAUUAGUGACUCAUUUCACCUGGCUAGGUGCUAAAAGUCACAAGGCAUUCGGAGACACUAGAGUGUCUUAUAUUUUUUACAAAGCUGCCAAAAAGUUUCCUUGCUUCCCCGGCCCACGAGAUAUCAAGGAGUUCACUACGGAGAUGGAGGUGUUUAGAACUACAAAACAAAGAUCUCGCAACAUCUCCAAGAACACCCACGGCCAGUCCUCAGAAUCGGCUGGAACUGGAGGAAGAAGAGAAUCUAAAAUAUGAUGGAGAUAAGAAAAAUCUCGUCGAAUCGUCAGAUGGGGAAUAUUUAAGCGAUGAGUAGGCAUUAGAGUUUCGAUAAAUUUUCGUAAGUGUUUUGUAAAAAGAAAAUUUUAUUUUCGUUGCUCGUUGCCUACUUGAAAAAGUGGAUGCACUUAUUUUUGGACGUAUUUUUUUUCAAAUUAGCGAAAU
Molecule: messenger RNA, 1208 nt
Organism: Belonocnema kinseyi
Lineage: Eukaryota; Metazoa; Arthropoda; Insecta; Hymenoptera; Cynipidae
Exons: 5
Coding region: 513-1022 (169 amino acids)
Source: RefSeq, a predicted model, not a curated record